AUGGUUGUAGCCUGUGUCGAGUUAGUGAACCGUGCGUUGUCCAGCAGGCGCGGCGGCGGCGGGGGCGCGCUGUUCCAGGAUGACACCUUCCCGCCCCCGGCGCGCAGGAUGCGCUGGCUGCGCCCGCACGAGCUGUGCCCGCGGCCGAGGUUCCGCGGCGACGACGCUGACGGGGACCACGCGGAGCAGCUCAGCGCCAGCGACAGGUGGGCGGUGCAGGAGGCGCCGGGCGGAGGGGGAGGGGGGGGCGCGCGCCUGGCGACCGCCGCGACCGCGCUGGAGCUGACGCCGCGCCUGCUGGACCGCGCCGUGCCGCCGCAGUCCUUCCGCCGCCAUUACGCGGGCGCUUUCAGGUUCCGAUUCUGGGUUUUCGGCGAGUGGCGCGACGUAGUGGUGGAUGACAGGCUGCCGGGUCGCGCCGCGCGCUACGACUUCACGCUGCCGCUGCUGGAGAAAGCCUACGCCAAGCUGCACGGCUCGUACGCGGCGCUGCGUGGCGCCAGCGUGGCGGACGCGCUGCAGGCGCUGUCGGGCGGCGUCGUGCAGAGCUUCUCGCUGCGCGCGCAGCCGCGGGCGCUGACGCUGCGGGUGCUGCAGACGGCCGUGCCGCGCUCCACCCUGCUGGUGGCGCACGGCGCGGGGCCCGCGCGGGGGCAGGCGCCCGGCCGCGCCUACGUGGUGGCGGGGCUGGCGCGCGUGCGCGGCACCACGCUGCUGGUGCGGCUGCGUGGCCCCGCCGGCGCGCCUGGCCGCGGCGCCUGGGCCCCCGACGCGCUGGGCCGCGGCGCCUGGGCCCCCGGCAGCUCGGAGUGGUCCGCGCUGGGACCGCAUGACCGUGAACUCCUGGCGCCCCGCACUGACUCACUCGACGACUUCUGGAUGUCAUUCGAUGAGUUCGCGGAGACGUUCAGUCAGUUGGAGCUGGUGCACGUGGGGCCGGACGACUGGCUGCUGGAGCCGGCGCUGCAGGCGCGGCGGCCCUGGCGCGCCGUCCUGGCGCGUCGGCGCUGGCGCCCGGGGUACAACGCGGGCGGCCCGCCGCGCUGCGCCGAGACCACGGGCGCCAACCCACAGUUCCUAGUGCAGAUCCCGGCAUCGGAGGGUGAGGGCGCGCGCAAGUGUCACGUGGUGGUGUCAGUGACGCAGCAGUACGAGCCCGGGCAGCGCCGCCUGCUGGCCGUGGGCUUCGCGCUGUACGCGCUGCGGCCGGGCGCGCGCGCCGCCUGGGCCCCGGCGCUGCGGCCGCUGGACGCGGCGCACGAGGCGCGCGCGCGCGAGGUCGCCUCGCUGUUCGCACUGGCGCCGGGCCGCUACCUGGUCGUGCCGCACGCGCGCGCCCACGCCGCCGCCGCCUUCCUGCUGCGCGUGCUGGCCGAGCCGCGCGCCGACGUCUGGGAGGUCAACGACGACAACCUCGUCGUGCGCGACGUCGCCGCCGCCCUGCACGGCCCGCGGCCCGCCGCCGCGCCGCCCGCCGAGCUUGACGCCGCGGCGCUGCGCGGUGCCCUGCGGCGCCACUGGCGCGACUGCCUGUGCGCGCCGCCCUCGCUGGAGCUGUGCGGGGCGCUGGUGGCGCUGCGCGACGCCACACUGGAGGGUGCCAUGCGCGGCUCCGAGUUGCCGGCGCUGCUGGCGCUGCUGGCGGCGUGGCGCGAGGCGUGGUCGCGCGCGGCGGGCGCGGGGCGCUGCGGGCGGGCGCGGCGGCGCGCGUCGUCAUACGGGCUGCGCGCGCUGCUGCGGGAGGCGGGCGUCACGGUGUCCAACAAGGUGCUGGAGGCGCUGGUGCUGCGCUUCGCGCGCGACGCGCGGCUCACGCACGAGGCCUACGUCAUGGCGCUGGCGCGGCUGCACGUGGCGCACGAACGGUUCCGCAGCCUGGACUCGCGCCUCAAGUACAACCCGGUGUCUCUGGAAGAGGUGGGUGUAGCUGGGCGAGUGAGCCGCCCCGGUGGGUCCCCACUCACUGCUGUCUUGUUACAGAUGAUCCUGAUGACGAUCUACUCGUGAAUGUGUGCAAGACACGAUCUGACCAAAGACAGUUUACCCGAUCCAAACGCUGCGGCUAGCGGCGGAGUACAAAGCUGAGGCACUCUAUGUGAUAUUGUUCCACUCGGAAGCCUGCGUGUGCAACGUGUGCUGCCGGACCAGUAUGGAGCGCCGGCUACGUCGCUCACACUUAUACUCAGCAGAUGUUAUUUAAUCCAGUCGAUAGUUAUUGUUACACGGUGCCUUCGUAAAGUAAGUAAAAAUGUCUGUUUGUUACUGUAUCUGAUGUAUAGUUUUCAUUUCCUCGCGACGGACGGGCCGGACUCGACGCAAUUCAUGCUACGGCCCCCGACCUCGCUCGCGCCGUGGUUCCCCGUGUGUAACAAAAAGUAGUGAAAGCGUAUUUGUGUGAGUGUGGUAUGUUCAUACUAUACGUGUGUAAAUACUGCCGCACGUGUGUGUGUGCUCCAUACUCUGUUGUUAAUUACUGUUGUGUUUAUGUUGUUUGUUAAUUAUUGUUGUAUUCUCGGC
Spodoptera exigua (beet armyworm) is the source of this 2517-nucleotide messenger RNA. Lineage: Eukaryota; Metazoa; Arthropoda; Insecta; Lepidoptera; Noctuidae. The record is from the annotation of a GenBank genome assembly.